This is a messenger RNA of Penicillium diatomitis, 963 nucleotides long. RefSeq names its product tRNA splicing endonuclease subunit SEN34. The record is from RefSeq and is a predicted model, not a curated record. The transcript has a single exon. Gene Ontology annotation, biological process: tRNA-type intron splice site recognition and cleavage; tRNA splicing, via endonucleolytic cleavage and ligation. NCBI's taxonomy places the organism in Eukaryota, Fungi, Ascomycota, Eurotiomycetes, Eurotiales, Aspergillaceae. The coding region runs from base 1 to 963 and encodes 320 amino acids. Gene Ontology annotation, cellular component: tRNA-intron endonuclease complex. Gene Ontology annotation, molecular function: nucleic acid binding; tRNA-intron lyase activity.
AUGGAAUCCGCACCUUCCCUUCCCAUCUCGAUAUCCUAUGUAUCUGGUAGAUACCUUCUGUUCUCCAUCGAUGUUGUCACCUACCUCCGUCGCGAGCACAACAUCUGCGGGGUCCUUAUUGGGACUCUCCCACAGAUCCCACAACAGAAUGUUUUCCUUGGUCUACCCCUGGAGCUGAUGCCAGAAGAGGCUCGACUUUUGGUGGACAAGGGUGUAGCCUGCAUUGUAGACGAAGUGAAAGCGCACGACGGAAUGCGAUCUCUCCUAGAGGAAGAUCGCAGGGCCUAUCUCCGCGACUUAGAAACCCAAGGUCAACUUGCAGCACGCAUUCUCGCAGACCGAAAGGAACAGCAGCGUGUGCAAUCCUUGAAGGAGAUAGAUGAGAAGAGGGCGAAAGGCUUAGCCGCGAAGGCUGCAAAGGCCGCCCAAGCGGCUGCCGAAAUUCAAGCAACAGAGACUUGUCGAUCCUCAACCGAGGCUGAAGAGUCCGCGUCCUUGUUUGCUCCGGUCGACGAAAAGACUUCUACAUCUCGCACUACCGGUACGACCACACCAGCGCCGUUGGCAGUCAUGGCUGUCACGCCCACAACUUCCUAUCCACCACUUCCCGAGCCUGCCGCAGCUGAGCAUCGGCUUCCCCGACCCGACGUACCUCUGUCAUAUCCUCUUUUCGCUCAUCUUCACUCCUUGGGUUACUUCCUCUCCCCCGGUCUGCGAUUCGGCUGCCAGUACGUGGCAUACCCUGGAGACCCUCUGCGCUUCCACUCUCACUUUAUUGUCGUGUCCGCCGAAUGGGACGAGGAUAUUGAUCUUAUGAAUAUUGUCAACGGUGGCCGUUUGGGAACCGGUGUGAAGAAAGGCUUCCUUCUAGGCGGACCGCAGAAACGACGCGAUGAAGUUGAAUCUGAGGCUGAUCGAGUUGGCACUGUUCGGACAUUCAGCAUUGAGUGGGCUGGAAUGUGA